ACAGACCAAAAGUUCCACACUCAUACGCAUGAGUAAAUGCAGCCCAUCCAUCCUGAUCGUGUAUUCUGUUCGUCCUCCUUAUCUUCUGCAACGGGAAACGGCCUACAAAACGUCGCCGUCGAGCAGGGCAGCGAGUCCCACUCCCGCACGACAGGACAACCGAGCCACACGGAGAGAAUCAUGCGUUCCCCUGCCGGCCUCGCCGCCGCCCUCCCCCUCCUCCUGCUCGCGCUCCUGCUGCCGGCCCCCGCCGUCGCCGGCCGCCCCCUCGUCGCCGGCAACCGCAAGCCCGCCCCGUCCGAGGCCGCGGCCACCGCCAGGUGGCUCGCCGCGCAGAACACCUGGGGCGUCCUCAGCACAAUAUCAAGUGAUCUAAGUGGCGCUCCGUUUGGCAAUGUAGUUUCAUAUAGUGACGGGGUACCAGGUGAGAGCCAUGGUAUUCCGUACUUUUAUCUGACUACUCUGGAUCCCACUGCAAGAGAUGCAUUGGAGGAUGAAAGGACGUCCUUUACCCUUAGUGAGUUCCCUCUUGGCACCUGUGGGAAGGUUGAUCCUGAAAACCCAACAUGUGCAAAACUUACUCUUACCGGAAAGUUGAAGAUGGUUGACCAUAAGUCACCUGAAGCGGAUCUGGCCAAAACAGCGCUUUUCAGCAAACAUCCUGAAAUGGAGGGCUGGCCAAAGAACCAUCACUUCGAGAUCUUUAAACUGGAAAUCGAAAACAUAUUCUUGAUCGACUGGUUUGGGGGUCCUAAACCUAUAUCCCCUUCACAGUAUCUUGAGUAUGGAAGGGACCAGGGCUCAGUGAUGUUCUUGUGAGCGCGAAUGCUGCUGAAACCCAUAUCCUUAGCAUGUUUGCCUAUGCUUUCUGAAAGACGUCCAAACUGUACAUACUGUAAUGGCCUACGAUUAAAUAAACACGUAAUAUUGUCUUUGUGUCGACAUAAUACUGAAAGACUUCAAAGGGCGAGGUUACGUUGUAUUGGUGGUAUUUUGUUUCGACAGUGUAAAGCAACAGUUAUUACUCCCUCCGUUCCUAAAUAUAAGUCUUUUUAGAGAUUUCAA
Hordeum vulgare subsp. vulgare (domesticated barley) is the source of this 1065-nucleotide messenger RNA. Its product is annotated as protein CREG1. The transcript has 6 exons. NCBI's taxonomy places the organism in Eukaryota, Viridiplantae, Streptophyta, Magnoliopsida, Poales, Poaceae. Bases 37 to 819 code for a protein of 260 amino acids. The record is from RefSeq and is a predicted model, not a curated record.